UUGCACAGACAAAUGGAUGAAGACCAUUAUCUACCCGAUUCAGAUGAUAAUUACUCAUAUGAAUAUUCUUCUAAUGAAAGCAAUAUCUGCGAAAUGGGUGACUAUUUUGUAUUUUACACCCAUCUCACUACUGUCCUCUACACUCUGGCAUUUUUGCUCAGCCUGCUAGGAAACACUUUAGUGCUAUGGAUCCUAUUCAAAUAUGAAAAUCUUACAUCUUUAACGAACGUCUUCAUCAUGAAUCUCUGUGUCUCAGAUUUAGUCUUCUCCUGCAUGCUGCCCAUCUGGGCAGUGGACCAGUCCUUUGGGUGGAUUUUUGGUGAGUUCCUUUGCAAAGCGAUGAAUGCCGUUUUCUCCAUCGGGUACUACAGCGGUGUUUUCUUUUUGACUCUCAUGACUAUCCUGCGGUACUUGUCCAUAGUGAACCCCCUUUCGACUUUGAGAUCCCAGACACAGUGCUGUGGUUUUCUGGUGAGCUUGGUUGUUUGGACUGGUAGCAUAUUAAUCGUGGUUCCUGAGGUGAUUCACACCACAGUGCAAGAAGACUUGGAAGGGGACAAGACCUGUGAUUAUGCUGACUGGAAAUGGAAAAAGGUGGACAUUUAUCAGAGAAAUGUACUCUUCCUGUUUUCCUUUGGGGUGAUCGUAUUCUGCUACUUCAAGAUACUGCUAAUCCUGCUUGGAGCAAGAUCUCGCAGAAAGCACAGAACUGUGAAACUCAUCCUUAUUAUUGUGGUGGCUUUUUUCCUGAGCUGGGCACCUUACAACAUCCUCAGCUUUAUGAUUACUUUUCCACCACCUACCUGUCAGUAUCAAAAAGACUCCAACCUUGCCUUUCACAUCAGCCGUAAAAUUGCUUUCUCCCACUGCUGCCUCAACCCUGUGCUCUAUGUAUUUGUUGGAGUCAAGUUCAAGAGGCAUUUGUUACGUUUAUGCAGUCAGUAUUUACCCUGUGGCAAUGGUCAAGUCUCCAGUCCCAGGAUCUGCUCUCAAGGCAAAUUCCACUAUGAAGGUGCGUCCAUCUACUGAAGUGAGACCUAACUAUUAGCACUGAUCCUGGAUGAACUUUCCAAUUUUAAAAGCCAUGGAUAAUCUCUAAUUCUUAGAGGCACUUCCUUGAGAAAGACACACAAAUUUACUCUUUGCAAACAUGCUGUGUAUGGAAAGUGAUAAAAAAAUGUAUUUGCAGUGGGACGGAGAGCUGACACUGCUCAGAAAUUACUUCAUUGGCCUGUAAGUCUUAUCUUUAUGAGGUUUUGUGCAGUGAGAUGGAUUUUCUCUUAUUUAUAGUUUCUUUUCAAAAGCAAAAAAAAAUUUGCUUUUUCCUUUGGGAGCUAAAACAUCACAGUUUAAUGUAAAUGGUAUUGCAUGUUGCUUUCUUGCCUGACUUAAAAUACUUGGAUUGUAUAUAGCAAUGGACACAUACGUAUUUCUGUAGCUUUUAAUGCUUUACAGUGUUUAUCAGUGCCGAACUCAUUGGUUCUCUCUUUUUGGGGCUCUCAGGAUUAACUGUCUUGACAAUAGCUACAAGACCUCACAGUCUAUGAAGUUCUCAGUGCAAACUUCUUUUAUCUGUUGGUAGAUAAAUAUAUAUAAAACUAGCUUAGUGCAAAAGUAGUCUUUUGGGUCUGAAAUGGAAAGUUUGGGAGAGCCCUAGAAGGAACACAAGCUGUUAAGCAGAUACUUCACUAGGAUAUUAGUUUUUCUCCUGUUACUGCUCCUGCUGCAGGCACCUUCCAGUCUCUGAACAUCCCUUCAGGCGGUUGCAGUGGAUUGGCAGCCCAUCUCCGGAGCAGCGCAGGAGUCUAUUUGCCUCUAAAUGCUCUCUCCCUCCUUUUCUCCUUUUGCCAUGGUGCUGAGAAGAAUUAAGUUUUCUAAAAAGGUUGUAGUGCUAGAACAAAUGGCUUUUUUUA
This is a messenger RNA of Aquila chrysaetos chrysaetos, 1913 nucleotides long. RefSeq names its product X-C motif chemokine receptor 1 (gene XCR1). Gene Ontology annotation, biological process: G protein-coupled receptor signaling pathway; immune response; chemotaxis. The transcript has a single exon. Lineage: Eukaryota; Metazoa; Chordata; Aves; Accipitriformes; Accipitridae. The coding region runs from base 13 to 1029 and encodes 338 amino acids. The record is from RefSeq and is a predicted model, not a curated record. Gene Ontology annotation, molecular function: chemokine receptor activity. Gene Ontology annotation, cellular component: membrane.